CCAAAUAAUCAAGUUGACGGAAAGCCCAUCAUAGGAACACCUUUCUUGACCCAUUAGCCCAUUAAGUUCAGGAUAAAUACAAGGAGCUUUUAUUCGUCAGAAAGAAAACAGAGAAAAUCAAUUAACUCACUCAAGAAUCGUAUAGGAAGCAGAAGAUGAAGAGAAUUCCUCGUAUCAAGUUUCCUCAGAGACACUCUCCUUCUUCCUCAUCUGCUAUAUCCUCAGGUCCUGGACCAACGUCGGGAUCUGUCUCCGGCGGCAACAAAAAUAUCACGGCGAGUUCAGAUGUCCCGGCAGCUCCGAAGAACACUGCUGUUGGAGGAAAAGCAUCUUUGCAGCCGAAACGCACACCUGUCUCCGACAAGGAAAUCGAGUCUAUAAUGUUGGGAGGAUGCAUCUGACAUUUGACGAUUGGAUCUUGGAGCUCCUGUCUUUUCCUGCUGGUGAAGUUCAUUAUGCUUUGUUCUUUCUUUUUAAUGUAAAGAAAGAACUAAUAAUAAUAUAGAGAGAUGGUUUUGUCUGAAUGAUGCUCUUUCUCGUUGUCAGAACAGAGAGUUCUAAAAUUAUUGUUUUCAUGGCUCA
Messenger RNA from Brassica napus (rape), 582 nucleotides. RefSeq lists its product as uncharacterized. The transcript has 3 exons. NCBI's taxonomy places the organism in Eukaryota, Viridiplantae, Streptophyta, Magnoliopsida, Brassicales, Brassicaceae. The coding region runs from base 156 to 401 and encodes 81 amino acids. The record is from RefSeq and is a predicted model, not a curated record.